AUGACGUACAACGCCCUCCUUGCGCACGAUGAAUCACCAAUUCGAGUCUCUAUCACACCAGCACAGGCGUCUUUCUUCGCAGGCGAGACCCUCGCUGUCACCAUCGCCUUCACCAACAUACGCACUCCCAGCUCGAACUCCACAUCUGGGACCGCGUUUACAUCUGCUAAUGCCUCUACCGCCAGCCUCAAUGGCACUGCCCCGGGCACUCCAGAGUCACAUACGAACGCAAAAGGUCUAGGCAUAAGCACACCCCAAGCCAGCGCGCCGAAUACGCCCAACAUUUAUCCGUCCACACUCACGCCGACACAAACACCGACGCCAACGCCCAAUACACCAUAUACACCGCAUACACCGCGCACGCCCGCCUCGCGCGUCGCGGGGAGACACAUGACGCAUCGCCGGAAUGCGCACUCUGUUAGCUCGGCGCCGCUCGCGAGGCCGCCGACGUCGCCUGGGAUGAGCGCGCGUUCGGCGGGGACGAGUGCGGGGGGUGCUGCGAUGCAAAGGACUCGGAGCGAGUCGGUUGGCGCGGGGGCUGAGGGCUCUGGGAGUGGGAACGGGAAUGGGAAGGGAGGUGGGACUGUGGUGGUGCCGACGAGGCGGGGUUUGAUUGGAAAAGGGAUCAAGAGGAGGGGUGGAGAGGUUCAGGAGAGAGAGGUCGAGGGCGCAUUGCUGGGAGUAGGGGGGAAGGCGAAGGCGAGGUCGCUGUCGGUGGAUAUUCCAAAUUCUGGAUCGCAGUUUGUGGAGGUGGUGAAGGGGGAGGAGUCGGUCGUGCCGAGUGGAAAGGCGAGUGAGUAUGGGAGUGAAACCGGGACAAGUUCUGCUGCUGGUCAUUCGCUCCCAAUCCUUCGCCCCUCCAUCUCACGCACAUCCACCCUCCCCCUCCCCGCUUCGCAUCCUCACGCGCGCAAACAGUCCGUCCUCGACGGCUCGCUCGAUCUCUCUUCCUUCUCCCCGUCGUCCAGCACCCCAUCGGCCGGACCUGCCUCCGCACACCCCUCAUCGACGCCUUCCUCCUACCUCUCCGUUCAAACGCUCAACCACACGCCGCGCACCCGCUCCCCGCUCUCGCCCGCCUCUACCGCCUCCGCGUCGACCGUGCCGUCACCACUCUCGACGCAGUCACCAUAUCCAAAUUUUACGACUGGCACAUCUUCAGCGACGUCCACGUCGAGCUUGCAAUCGGUGAACGGGACACAUGCAGCUACGGCGGGGAGCUCAACGUCUUCGCUUGGGCGUGGCGCGGGAGGCGGAGGGCUGGAUCCGAUUGCGGAGAGCCCCGGGCCGAGUCCGGCAAGCGCGUCGCAUUCGCAUUCGCCUUCUCCAAUCCCUGAAGCCAAUGGAGGGUUCUCAACCGCGAUCAAUGGGAACACGAAGACGAAUGGGAACGGGAACGGGGUGAUCAGCUUGAACGGAGAUACACAUGGGCACACGCGGGCGCACGUUGUGCGCGGGCCACCACCGCCGGUGAUGGUCCCGAAGACUGCGGCGUCUGGGACCAGCUUCCCGGCCUCGUCUUAUGCGACUGCGAAUGGAAAUGGGGGUGUGGUGGGGAGAGCGUUCCCGAGCCCAGGGAUUAUUCCUCAGCCGCCGCAUACGGCGACGGGCGCGACGUUUCCAGCCUCUGCACGGCAGCCUCCUCCCUCUUCGUCUUCUGCCUCACAAGCCAGCGGAAUCGCAUCUGCACAAACGCAAGCUCAGCAAGCACACCCCGACUCGGCGCUCAUCCUCUACUCCUACGCACAGCUCGUUGGCACACUCGUUCUCGCCCCCGAGUCCGACUCCGAUGGCACCACUCGCGAGGGCGUAGGCGGGGAAAGCGGUAUGGGUGGAGGCGACCCCCGCGCCCUCGCCGCGCUCCGCCGGCGUCUCGCGCGGCGCGCGGUGUUAGGCGGGGGGUCGAUGGACCUUGGGCGUUUGUUAUCUGGAUCUGGCUCUAACUCUCACUCUGGAUUCGGAUCUGGAUCCAGUCCCUCGAUGUCGAUGUCGUUGCCGGGUACACCACCGGGCUCGCCGAGAAGACAGAGACACGGGCGGUCGGCGUCGUUGACGGGCGGGCUGCUGUCCCUCCUCAGUCCGUCGGCGUAUGCGUCUGCGUCGGCUUCGAGCGCGGGCGGGCAUGGGCAUCAGAGUUCGCCGAGUUUGAGCUUGGGCGGGGGGAGGUGGGGUUUGUCGAAUGCGAGUGUGGCGAGUGUGGUUAGUGCGCCGGCGUCUUCGGCUGGGAGUCGGCCGCCAAGUUUCGAGGGGUCCAGGGCGGCGUUGACGUCGAGCCCGGGUGUGGGUCUGGGGAUCGGGUUGGCGAAGGCGGAGAGUGCAGUAGUGAGUGGUGCCAGUGGAGGUGGUGGAUAUGGGCUGUUUGGGAGGGGUGGUGGUGCGGGAGGAGGAGCGGGGGACGUGGAGGUGGACGCGGAGGCGCCGCUGCCGACGUUCGAGGUGCAGCCUGCGAUGCUCGCGGUGGAUCUGGCGCUCGCGCCGGGAGAGACGAGGACCUAUACCUACUCCAUCUCGCUCCCGGCGAACCUCCCACCGACAUUCCGCGGGCGCGCACUCCGGUUCGGGUACGAGCUCGUCGUCGGCACGUGUCGCGCAUCCGCACCGCCCGCGCUCCCGCCACCCCGAGGGCUCUUUGCCGCUCACAAUCCUCCGCCGAGUCCUGGCGGCUCGCAGGCGAGCGUGAGCCGGGUGAUGAAGGUACCCGUGAGGGUGUACAACCACGUUGCCGUGGGCAGAGUUCCGCGACCGUACGACCUUCUCUGGCCCGUCACGAACCGGGCGCGGCCCGUGGCGGCUACAGUUACGGAGCGCAGUACCAAUGGCACCGGCACUGCUGGGUCCGGCAGUAAGGCAGCUUCGAAGCCGACGCACCGGCCAAGACCGUCUGCAAUACUUCCUGCGUCUGCGGGACAGGGGCAGAAUGGCAAGUCGGGUGCGGACGGAAAGGGUCUGGGCAGCGCACCGGGUGCGACUGGGUCGCUGGCGGACCUGAGAGAGUACGGCACGAAGCUGCUGGCGUCGUGUUCGCGGCCUUCGUCUCGGGCUCAUUUGGGUGUCCAUGGAUCGGGCGCUGGCGGAGACGAGGAGGAUGAGUCGGGUGGGAGGACUCCAAGGACACCGAGGACACCUAUGGAGCUGGAGCGCGAGCUUGAGCUUGAGCUUGAAGGUGAAGCUGCGGAGGGCGGUAGGGAUGGCGGAGGUGGGCUGAAAGGGUGUAGGGAGGCGGUGGAGAUUUUGACGCGAAAUCCGAGGAAAGCGUCGUACGACGUGACCAAGGACGGUGUCAAGGUUGCCGUGCUCACGUUCACCAAGUCUGCGUACAGGUUGGGGGAGACUAUUCUUGGCGCAGUGGAGCUCAACGAGCGUACAAGUCGAGCAAAAGUUCUUUCUCUCUCAGCUUUCCUCGAAGCACACGAAGCCCUACCUUCCUCGCUCGCUGGCUCAUCAGCUCGUUCUGCUCGACGGGUACACGCAGAGCACUACGCCUCCUUCGUCGCAGGCUCGCGACGCACCACCUUCACACUCAACAUCCCCUCGGACGCCUCCCCCGCCUUCCAGGUCCUCGUCGGCGCCGAACUCGCUCCCCAAACUACACCAGCUCCCCAACAGCCCAAGCCAGGUGGCCUGCAAUGGCGCGUCCGCCUCUGCCUUCUCGUAGCCGUCGCCUCUCCUACAUCCCAGUCCUCCCAAACCGGUGUCCGACUCAAACACCUUGUCCGCGAUACCGACGCGACCGCCCACGGGAGCGACGCACGCUGGGGCGCCUCGUGGCGCGCCCCGCGCACACUCGCACCGCUCGAGCUCCCAGCCCCACCGGACCCUGCAGCGCCCCCUGCGGCUACUGCUGCUGCGACGGGCUGGACGGCGUGGAUGAUGUCGUCGCUGCUGGGCACGAGCGAAGUGGAGUAUCACGACGGGGACGAGUACGAUAACGACGACGACGUCGAGGGUGGGGAGCACGGCGGGAUAUUUGGUUCGCGCGCUGCCGCGGGCGGCGAGGCGCAGCGGGAUGCGGAGAAGGCGGAGAAGGCGUGGGUCGAGGUUAGGGCGGAGACGGUCGAGUGCGAGGUGCCGAUCGCUGUGUGGCCGGGGAAUACGGCGUUUAAGGCGAUGGACGUUGUGUUCGAUGUUUAG
Molecule: messenger RNA, 4131 nt
Organism: Coniophora puteana RWD-64-598 SS2
Lineage: Eukaryota; Fungi; Basidiomycota; Agaricomycetes; Boletales; Coniophoraceae
Product: Rgp1-domain-containing protein
Exons: 6
Coding region: 1-4131 (1376 amino acids)
Biological process (GO): retrograde transport, endosome to Golgi
Cellular component (GO): Golgi membrane; Ric1-Rgp1 guanyl-nucleotide exchange factor complex
Source: RefSeq, a predicted model, not a curated record